AAGAAGUGGGACGAGGGCGUAGAAGAAAAAAAUAUAUAGGCAAGAUGGCUGCAGGCUCGGAAUACGGGCUGAGGAGAGUCGUUUGGCAAAAAUUAAAGGAAACCAUUGUCGCAGAUUGCAGAAAAACUGAAGUGUGGAAGAUAUUGAUUUUGGACCAAUUCACCACCAAGCUCCUGACAUCAUGCUGCAAAAUGUCUGAUUUAAUGUCAGAGGGAAUAACAAUUGUGGAGGACUUGUACAAACGCAGAGAGCCUGUUCCAGAAAUGAAGGCUAUCUACUUUAUGUCACCAACAGCAAAGUGCGUGGACGCUUUUAUUGCAGACUUCAAGUCCAAACCCAAAUACAAAGCAGCAUAUGUUUACUUCACCGAUUACUGCCCUGAUGACCUGUUCAACAGUAUGAAGUUAUACUGUGCAAAGUAUAUACGUGUUGUUAAGGAAAUAAAUAUGUCUUUCUUACCAUUAGAGUCACAAGUGUUCACAUGUGAUAAUCCAGGGGCUUUCCAGAGCAUCUACAGCCUGAACAGUCAGGACAAAAACAGUACAAUGGAGACUCUGGCAGACCAGAUAGUCACUCUCUGUGCCACCCUGGAUGAAUACCCCGGGGUCAGAUACAAGAAGGACAGCAACAUGGAGAAUGCCAAGUACCUGGCACAGCUGGUGGACAGCAAGCUGGCCAGGCACUUCGAGUUGGAUGACAGUGGCAAGAAAAAGGGAAAAACCCAGGCUCAACUGCUGAUAGUUGAGAGAGGCUUUGACCCUGUCAGUCCCAUUCUGCAUGAGCUGACCUACCAGGCCAUGGCCUAUGACCUCAUUGAUAUCCAGAACAACACCUAUAAGUACAAGACUAAAGAUGGCUCAGAGAAAACAGCCUUGUUGAAUGAGGAAGACACACUUUGGAUUAAACUGAGGCACUUACAUAUUGCUGAGGUUUCAGCGCAAAUUCCCAAGCUGUUGAAAGAAAUAUCUGCUAGUAAGAAACAGCCGGAUGGGAAGAUCACCAUAAGCAGUUUAUCCCAGUUGAUGAAGAAGAUGCCGUCAUUCCGUAAACAGGUGGCUCAGAAAACUGUUCAUCUAAAUUUGGCUGAAGACUGUAUGAACCACUUCCAUAAUGUGGAGAAACUCUGCAAAGCUGAACAGGACCUGGCAGUGGGCUCAGACGCAGACGGGCUGAAAGUGAAGGACCCCAUGAGAACCCUGCUGCCUGUACUGCUCCACCCCUACAGCGUCUACGAGAAGAUCCGAGCCGUGCUGCUUUACAUCUUCAGCCUCAAUGGAACAACAGAGGAGAACCUGAACAAACUCAUUCAGCAUGUAAAGAUUGAGAACGACCGAGAGUUUAUCCUGAACUGGAAAGAAUUGGGAGUGCCCAUUAUCUCAUCGACUAGCCUUUUCUCUCGCAAACCCACCAGACGGGAUCGUUCCCAGGACGACACGUACAACCUGUCCCGGUGGACUCCUGUGGUCAAAGACGUGAUGGAGGAUGCUGUGGAAAACAAGCUGGACGUCAGGGAAUGGCCACACCAGUCAGAAUGUCCCGCGGCCUGGAACGGUUCAGGGGCGGUCAGUGCCCGUCAGAAGCACAAGGCUAGCGCUCAGGACGAACGCCGUGGCGGCUCUCGCCUGAUCGUCUUUAUCAUCGGAGGGAUCAGCUACUCCGAGAUGCGCUGUGCCUACGAGGUCACACAGGCGGUCAAAUCUUGUGAAGUCAUCAUAGGGUCCUCCCACGUCGUGACCCCCACCACCCUCCUGGAAGACAUCAAGGCGCUCAGCAAAGGCCCCGUGGAGCAUUUCACUAUAGAAGAGAGGAGCAGCCACUGAGGUGUCUACCUGGUGAUGCCCCCCCCCCCCCGCACAACUCCAUCUGCCUUCACUCAGCACAGUGCACUCACUUUCCUCCUCAGGAGAAUGAAGGGAAUCCGCUGCCUUUUUUUUAUAAUUUUAUUUGUUCUGCUACUCAUGUCACAUCUGGCGCAUAUUUGCAACAGAGCUGAAGGACAACACUUUAAACUGGGUUAGUUCAGUGACCCCCCCCCCCCCCCCCCCCGUUGAGGUGUAGGUAGACGUGAAUGCUCCUGCAUUAGCAGUUUCUCAUUUCUUAUGGAUCAGAUUAAAAGUGCACAGACCUCAGGCACUGACAUAACGGCUUUAAUCUUCUAAAUGUUAAUCUUCCUUUGUGUUUUGUUUUUUUUUUUUUUUUGUCUAUCCUCGCAAAAGAUGUUUUAUAUUGGAGGAUAUCUGAUUAAUGCUUAGAGAUAAAAUGGUCGGAAAGUAGCGUCAAGCUAAUGUAUAUAUGUAAGCGCUUAAUCCUUAACGCAGUGUCCCCGGAAGGGCGUCUGUUACUACUGUUUAUGUAUAUUUUCUCAUAUUAUGUAAUUAUCCAGAAUUGUUUUUAACAUAUUUACAUAUUUUUUUUUUCUUGAACAACUGACAAAUAAAUGGGUGAAGUGGUUCACAGUUGG
Molecule: messenger RNA, 2461 nt
Organism: Lampris incognitus (smalleye Pacific opah)
Lineage: Eukaryota; Metazoa; Chordata; Actinopteri; Lampriformes; Lampridae
Gene: stxbp3
Product: syntaxin binding protein 3
Exons: 19
Coding region: 45-1820 (591 amino acids)
Biological process (GO): neurotransmitter secretion; vesicle-mediated transport; intracellular protein transport
Cellular component (GO): plasma membrane; secretory granule
Molecular function (GO): syntaxin binding
Source: RefSeq, a predicted model, not a curated record